UUGGCAGAUUUGCAUACAUCUUUGUGUCUUUUAAGGACAUUCAGAGAAGGCAUAAAAAAGUUAGCCACACACACUAAAUGUACAAGGGUUGCAACAUAAGGAUUGUGCAAAACUUUAAGACUUUGGACUCAGAUCUUUCUUCUGGAAGAGAAGGUUUCUUUGCACAUUUUAAUCAGUCAGACUCAGGGCUUCCGAAGUCGGGUCAACAUGGUUAAGUUUGCGCCACUGAAAAUACCCUUAGAAAGAAGGCUGCAAACAGCUGCUGUAUUACAGUGGGUUUUCUCUUUUCUGGCUCUCGCUCAGUGCUGUCUCGUACUGUUUAUUGCCCUCCUCUUCACUCGGUUUUGGCUGAUAAGUGUCCUGUAUGCCACGUGGUGGUUCCUCGACAUAGAUACUCCCUCUAAAGGUGGGAGGCCACAUAGGCUUCUAAGACAAAGCAUUGUCUGGAGAUACUUCAAGGACUACUUUCCUAUCACACUUGUAAAGACAGCAGAUCUAGAUCCGAGGCAGAAUUAUGUCUUAGCUUUUCAUCCCCACGGAGUCCUGAUUGCAGGAGCUUUCGCUAACUUCUGUACUGAGGCGACUGGAUUUCCUGACCUGUUCCCUGGCAUGUCACCAUACCUGUUAAUGCUACCUCUUUGGUUUAGGGUCCCAUUCUUCAGGGAUUACAUACUAGCUGGAGGUCUGAUACCAUCUGAUAGAGACAGUGCUUCCUACUUAUUAAGGAAAAAGGAUGGUGGAAACGUGGUUGUCAUAGCGAUUGGGGGUGCACCGGAGUCUCUGGAUGCCAGACCUGGAGCAUAUACGCUGCUUCUGAAGAACAGAAAGGGAUUUAUUAAGCUGGCUAUACAACAUGGAACACCCCUCGUCCCUGCUUUUUCAUUUGGAGAGAAUGAGGUUUUUGACCAAGUGAGCAAUCCUAAAGGAACAUGGCUGAGGAGAGCACAGGAAAAACUUCAGAAAAUAAUGGGGGUGGCCCUCCCUCUCUUUCAUGCACGUGGAGUGUUCCAGUACAGCUUUGGUCUCAUGCCAUAUCGAAAACCUAUUUUCACUGUAGUUGGAAAACCACUCAAAGUAGAGAUGAAGAGCAACCCAAGCCCAGAAGAGAUUGAUGAGCUACAUAAAAAGUACAUUGAACAUCUGUGUCAGCUCUUUGAAGAACACAAAACAAAGUACGGUGUCCCGGAGGAUGUGCAUCUUACAUUCAUUUAGACCAUCUUACAUUCAGGAAUUCUGAAUUCAGACUGUAACUCCUUCACUUACAGUGAAUCAGGUUUUAGGAGUGAAAUGCAAUAUACCUGUUAAGUGUUGCAGUAACACCUUAACUCUUUCAGCUGUCUUUCUUUCAGCAAGUGGAUAAAUCCUGUGCACUAUUUUUAAAGGAUUGGCAGGUAUCUGCCUCUUUAGCAAUGCAGAGUUUUGAGUUUGAUUUGUGAAAGGUGACAGCCCAGUAAUUCUGUGGCAGAGAGCCCUCGUAUGCUGUUUAGACAUAUGAUAAGCCAUUUAUAUACAAGAUAGAACUGCUUAUGCUGUUUAACUGGAGAACAUGUCUUGAUAUAUCAGCUUUAGCAAAGCGCAGACUAGGGUGAGUUUGGUUGUAAAUGAGAAAUAAAUACAUUUUCAAUUUUCUGUUAAAUGCACAUAUUAAUCAUGAAAGCUACCUCAGAGUUUGGAAUGAAUCCAGUCCCACAACUGCAUUCAAACACUGGGAUACCAAAAUUAAUUCCAAAACAUAUUUUAAACAUACAAGGGAAAGCACUUGAUUCAGUCUAAUUCUGAUCAACCACAAAACAUAAAUUUUAAUUCCUAAAAUGGACUUAAUUAUAAAUAAAUCAGUUUAAAAAUGGCUUAAAGUUAACCAGUAAUUUAGAUGUACAGUUAUUUUGAGUUUUGAUAAUGUUAGCAGUGGCAGAUAAAUAAGGGUCUAAGCUAAGCUGUGCAAACAGGCCCUACUCAUGUUCCUUUAAAAUAAAUCUUAACCUUUCGAGUAUGGCCUGGGAUAUACUUAAUAUGUUCAGGGGAUACCUUCUACUUACUUUAUUAUGUUUGUAUAUAGUAUGUGUGCCCUUUAUGUACACCAUCGUACAACAAUUACAAACAGCCAACAGAUGCUAAGAAAAGUAGUACUGUACCCUUAAUGUACUAUAAAUAUAUGUUUGAGGUAUCUUGAUAGAAACAUCUGUUUUGGUGCUACUACAUGCCAUUAAGAUGACAUGAUACAAAGCUCUGCUCUACACUUGUUCACAAAGGAGUGUUUUUGAGAGCAGUGGUAAAUGUUUUCUUGUUUCAACAUUAUAAACUGAACACCUAAAUAAAUAAAAAGACGGCAGAUAAUGAGAGUCGCAGCAACAUUCAAGUGGUUAUUUCAAAUGGUUUAUAAAUAGGCAUACCUCUGUAGAACUUCUGAAGGAACUGGAAAUAAAAUAUGCAUUUUAUUAAUAUUAAGAAAUGGUUUCCUUAUGAAAAAGUGAAUUGUACCACUCUAUGUAUCACGUCAUCUGUUAAACAGCAAACAUUAAUAAAGUUGGAAUGUCA
Messenger RNA from Protopterus annectens (West African lungfish), 2535 nucleotides. It is a transcript of the gene MOGAT2, whose product is annotated as monoacylglycerol O-acyltransferase 2. Bases 208 to 1212 code for a protein of 334 amino acids. Gene Ontology annotation, biological process: triglyceride biosynthetic process; diacylglycerol biosynthetic process. The transcript has 6 exons. Gene Ontology annotation, cellular component: endoplasmic reticulum membrane. Gene Ontology annotation, molecular function: 2-acylglycerol O-acyltransferase activity; diacylglycerol O-acyltransferase activity. The record is from RefSeq and is a predicted model, not a curated record. NCBI's taxonomy places the organism in Eukaryota, Metazoa, Chordata, Ceratodontiformes, Protopteridae.